UAUUUGAAGUGCCAUGUCAUGCAACGAUUUACCUCUGCCAUCAUGACAUCAGUCACCAAACGGGUCCCUAUUCCUCCGAAAGGAGUCGAUUACAGAGGCAAGAUUGUCCUUGCUCCCAUGGUCCGUUCAGGAGAGCUGCCAUCCCGUCUUCUAGCACUUCACUAUGGAGCUGAUCUCGUAUGGGGACCUGAGACCGUCGAUAGAUCCCUGAUCGGAACCACCCGCAGAGUCAACGAAGCCCUGAAUACGAUUGACUUCACCCGAUUCGCUUCCAACGGCGCGAAAGACCCCCGGAAAGAUCAGAAAGAAAGUCUUAUAUACCGUCUUCACCCCGAACGAGAAGGAAGCCGCCUCAUCUUUCAGAUCGGAACCUCAGACCCCGAACGAGCAGUCCAAGCUGCGCGGAUGGUCGCUGGAGAUGUGGCAGGAAUCGACGUGAAUGCUGGGUGUCCCAAACCCUUCAGCACACAUGGUGGGAUGGGAGCUAUGCUUCUACAAACGCCAGAUAAACUUGUUUCAAUUCUGGAGGCGCUAGUUAAAGAGGUUGUGCCAGAGUUCCAAAUUGGAAUUAGUGUCAAGAUCAGGUUAUUGGAAACGCCUGAGCUUACGGAGGUUCUGGUGCGGAAGUUAUGUGCUACGGGCAUUACUGGUCUUACAAUCCAUUGCCGGACAACCCCUAUGCGACCUCGAGAGCGAGCUCUUCGGGAACAAUUGAAGAUGAUUGCGGAUAUAUGCAGAGAAAACGGAGUAGCUUGCCUCAUGAACGGGGAUGUGCCAAAUAGAGCACAAGCCGAGCAACUGAUCAGCGAGUUCGGAGUUGACGGUGCUAUGAUUGCCACAGCAGCGGAAUCAAAUUCAAGUUGCUUCAGGACUGAAGUAGAGGGUGGGUUAGCUCCGUGGGAAGAAGUCGUCGAGCAAUAUAUCAAAACUGCUAUGGAGGUGGACAAUCGAUGGGGAAAUACCAAAUUUCUCCUUACUCAACUGAUUCCUGGAAAGCAGCCAGUAUAUAAACAAAUCAUGAGUACAAAGAGCUACCACCAAGCCUGCAAAGCUCUUGGUCUGGAGCAUUUGGAGACCCAGGCGAAGGAGGCUGAUGAGAGACUUGGCAUCACUCCCGAAACCGAGUAUCAAGGCAGGAAAGGCAAGAAAAAUAAUAGCGCUUUAGCAGCGGGUGGGAACCAAGGCAAGGCUCGACAGGGGAAAAAGAAAACCCUUUUCGAAAGAGGCAUUCCAAAACAGGCGGCAUUGGCUCUUGAUGUAUGA
Molecule: messenger RNA, 1263 nt
Organism: Lachnellula hyalina
Lineage: Eukaryota; Fungi; Ascomycota; Leotiomycetes; Helotiales; Lachnaceae
Gene: dus2
Product: tRNA-dihydrouridine(20) synthase [NAD(P)+]
Exons: 2
Biological process (GO): tRNA dihydrouridine synthesis
Cellular component (GO): cytoplasm
Molecular function (GO): flavin adenine dinucleotide binding; tRNA dihydrouridine synthase activity
Source: RefSeq, a predicted model, not a curated record